CGGUUUUUUGCAGCAGCAGAGCUCUCCGGGAUGGCAUAAGAGAGUGGCUAUUACUACGGGAGGAGAAAACCUACCGAACGAAAGACAGAUAGCGUCGUCCCCUCGGCGAUGGCACGACUAGAGGUGUUUUUGUUCACGGCUCUAGCUCGUAUUUCGUCUGGGAAUUCUGCUUCCUUUAUUGGCUAUUCCUGAUCCGUACUCCAACCGACAUCUCCAAUUAUGGAUUGUACUGAAGUUCCACCUAUCGGUUUUUUGAGUCAAGACAAUCGAGCGAAAUAAGAGGAAACGAUCAAGGACUGCUGUGGGCUAUUAUCCAUUCCGGACUGUUCUCCAUAUAUAGACAAGAGUCGUUGAGAAAUGCAUGCGUGUUUAGGAUUUUGGUAGGCUAUUUUGUUUCAAUCCUCCGGUGCAAUAUUCAGGAUAUUCCAUUGGUUUACGCGUAAAGGACAUGGGCACAAGGUGUUUUAGCUACCAGAAACUAUCCCUGUAGUUAGAAUAGAUGCCUUCGUGUUGGCACGUUUUGCUAUUAACGGCCUGAGAUGAUAUAACUGCAGUUUAGAUGAUUGCUUUGCUCUGUUAGGAAUAGUGCGCUGCUGUAGUUAAGCCUUUUUUUUAACAGCUGAUCACCUUUAGGGUUUCAGAAAUACCCUUUUAUUAAUUUUGACAACAGAAAACUAUUUUUUAAUUUUUAAUUUUAUUCAUAUGUAUUUCAUAUGAACGCAAGUAACCUAUUCUGAGCUGCUGUGUACAGUUGUAGGCUAUAACUUGGAAACAAAUCUCCCCACCUCACUAGCAAGGUGACAGUAGGAGUAGGGUUGCAGAGUGAGCAGAGUUCUCUGUAACAGAACGACAGAAGGACAAUAGCCAUGGCUCUCCCCGAUAACACCCCCAGCAUUCCUUUAGGGGAAGAAGUCAUCUUCCCUGAGAUAGUAGAGCUGAACGUGGGCGGUCAGGUGUACAUCACUCGCUACUCAACCCUCAUCAGCGUACCAGACUCUCUCCUGUGGGAGAUGUUUAGCAGGAAAUCCACCAAAGGUCUGGCGAGGGACACCAAGGGCCGUUUCUUCGUGGACCGUGAUGGUUUCCUGUUCCGGUAUAUUCUGGACUACAUGAGAGAUCAGCAGCUGGUGCUCCCAGACCACUUCCCAGAGCGGGGUCGCCUGCAGCGGGAGGCUGAGUUCUUCAACCUACCUGAGCUCAUAAAGAUUCUGGCGCCCAAAUUCAGCAAGCAGAACUCGCUAGGCGACGAGGGGUGUCAGAGCGACCCGGAGGACUCCUCGCCGGGCAUCGACACUGGGCGCAACCUGGCCUCGCUGGGCACUGCCGCCUGCGCCAGUCUGGUCCCCAGUGGAGACGGUAAACGCUCUGGAUUCAUCACCAUCGGUUAUCGCGGCUCCUAUACAUUGGGGCGUGACAGCCAGACCGACGCCAAGUUCAGACGAGUUGCUCGCAUUAUGGUCUGUGGCAAGACGUCGCUGGCUAAAGAGGUGUUUGGGGAGACGCUGAACGAGAGCCGGGACCCGGACCGACCUCCAGAGCGCUACACGUCACGAUACUACCUCAAAUUCACCUUCCUGGAGCAGGCCUUUGACAGGCUGGCAGACGCCGGGUUUCACAUGGUGGCCUGUAACUCCACGGGGACCUGCGCCUUCGCUCACGAGCAGACGGACGACAAGAUCUGGACCAGCUACACUGAAUACGUGUUCUACCGUGAGUGAGACCAUCAUCAUCAUCAUCCCUGGUCCCCGGUCCCCCUAGUGGUCCCCAGCAUCCAGCCUCCUCUACUCUUGCCUCCCUGGAUCCACCCCUGGGUCCCCUUGCCUCCCUGUAUCCACCCCUGGGCCCCCUUGCCUCCCUGGAUCCAGUCCUGGUCCCCCUUGCCUCCCUGGAUCCAGUCCUGGGCCCCCUUGCCUCCCUGGAUCCAGUCCUGGGCCCCCUUGCCUCCCUGGAUCCAGUCCUGGGCCCCCUUGCCUCCCUGGAUCCCCUUGCCUCCCUGGAUCCCCUUGUCUCCCUGUAUCCAGUCCUGGGCCCCCUUGCAUCCCUGGAUCCAUCAAUUUUUCCCUUGCCUCCUGGACCCCAGCCUCCAGCCCCUGCCCCCUAGCCCCUGCCCCUUGGCUCCAGCCCCCUUAGUGUUCCCUAGCCUCCAGCCCUUGCCCCCCCCCCCCCCCCCCCCCCCACCAGCCCUGGAUUCCUGCUUCAAGCACCCCUGGCCCCAAUCUCCAUGGGCCCUGACCCCCUGCGUCAAGCCCCCCUGCCUCCAACCAGCCGUCCCCUCUCUCCAUAUUUCUCUCUCACCCAUCAGCUGUAAUCCUUACCACCUCUGCGGUCCCCUCUCCUGAUCCAGCUAUAACCCAACCAUCGCCCCCGCACCAAGCCUCAGAGACCCGACCACAACCCCCCUAACCAUCCUACAGAGACUGCCCCCCCCACCCUCCAUGUACUGUCCUUCCUCCUGUAUAUAGUAUCUGCCUUGGUGAAGCACAAUGCUGUGUGUAAAAUAGCUUGUUUAGUCCAGUUCAGGUCCUGCCUGGUCUGUGUAUAACUAACUUUAGCGGGCUGGAAGGGGCCAAUCGGAGAAGGGCCUAGAUUGAAGUACUACUUUGUUCUGAACCUCUGCUGCUGCUUACUCCAACAGACCCUCCUGCUCCUCUGAACUAAAAUGGCCAAAUAAUGUGACAUCUAAGCAGCCUAGAGGAAUGAGCGAGAGAGAGUGGCCAGCCCGGCACAAACAAGAACAAAGUGUCACACACAACGAAAGUCUUUUAUUUCCUCCUUCCCCUCUUCUUAUUUUCCUUAUAUGUCUGAGACCAAACUGUUGGGAAAGGCGCCGUUCACUUUUACUAUUCAAAUGUGGUGGCAGGUACCCUAGUGGUUAGAGCGUUGGACUAGUAACCGAAAGGUUGCAAGAUCGAAUCCCCGAGAUUGAAUCCCCGAGCUGACAAGGUAAAUAUCUGUCG
Molecule: messenger RNA, 2957 nt
Organism: Salvelinus namaycush (lake trout)
Lineage: Eukaryota; Metazoa; Chordata; Actinopteri; Salmoniformes; Salmonidae
Product: BTB/POZ domain-containing protein KCTD12-like
Exons: 1
Coding region: 867-1718 (283 amino acids)
Biological process (GO): regulation of G protein-coupled receptor signaling pathway; protein homooligomerization
Molecular function (GO): protein binding
Source: RefSeq, a predicted model, not a curated record